This is a messenger RNA of Symbiodinium sp. CCMP2456, 1866 nucleotides long. The record is from the annotation of a GenBank genome assembly. NCBI's taxonomy places the organism in Eukaryota, Dinophyceae, Suessiales, Symbiodiniaceae.
AUGUCGCUGCAGGCGCCUGCCCGGGUCGCCGUAGCAACGACUGAAAGUGAUGCAGCUCAGAGCCAGCAGAUCCAGGAGAUUGCCUCCGAGGUUCUGCGGCUGCGGCUGGUCCAAUCGCAGUACAAGCAGUUGGAGGGCCAGCUUCGCACCACAUCGGAGAAACUGCGCGACCUCCUUCCGGACAAGGCACCCCACUUCUCGCAGUACCUGGAGCAAGGUUUGCGCCCUGGGGGCACUGUUGGCACGCUGGGAGGUUUUCAUGGUGGCGCAGAACCUGAAAGCCUGUUGGGGAUAAUGGAAUGCUUGUGCGUGGUUUGCAACGCCCAAGUUACUUCCCGGCGGGAAGACCUCGUGGCUGCUUGUCAGUGGCUUCUUGAGGAUCCCAAGUGCCUGGCCGAAACUUUGGCGUCGCUGCCUGCCGCACCGGGAGCUUUGUCCCGGAGGUUGGCCCCCUACCUGCUAACAUGCGACAGCAGCUGGCGGGGAAGCUUGAAUGAGGCUGGGCAAUGCUAUGAGGCAUUUAGAUCAUGGCUGUCCUGCUACUACCAGUACUCGUUGGUGUCUGCACAGAUGGAGGCCAGCGCAGCUCAAUUGCAGCUUCAGGAGCAGCUGCUAAAAGAACUGAACAAGGAGCCGUCUGCAGGCACAGACGUCCCUCGCAGUACGCAAGUAAAAUCAGCGGUGUGGCGUCACUCGUCGGGUCUUAGGCGGUCGUCCUCUGUGCAGUCGACCUCAAGUGCGGGAAGUCGGCGAUCGCCAUCACCAUCUGAUGUAAAGGUGGCAAGACCUGGCGAGGCUGGUGGUCGAAAGAGUGCAGGCGGUGCUAUUUCUUUGACGCGUGUCUCCCGCGAGGCUUCUCAGAAGAGUCCACUUGGGCGUAGUGAGAAGUCAUUGAAAACGGCCUCGCAAACUCCGACGACCAGCCAGGGCCAGCCACCCGCGUCACGACCGUCGCUGAUACGCACUGCUUUCGGUUCUGAGAAGGGCACGGAGCCUUCGCCGAGAACGCGGCUAGCUCUUGGUGGUCACCAGCCUCUGGCAUUGAGCGGCGCUCGGCCGACGCGCAGUGCCACCGCUGUGGCGCCUCCGGGUCCACCAGCUCUGAGCCCUCGCCGCACCGUCCCGUACAGCGCGCGGGGCUACGUGGACCCGCCGAAGACUCUCUUAUCGUCACGACGUCAGAUAGUCCCGGCUGUCCGGGCAAGGCGCUCUCCGAGCCGAGAGGUCCCUACACCAGGCUCCAAAGCAGCAUCAGCCCGGGCAACGCCUGUCCAAGCGGCCAAAGCGGUCGAAGGGAAGCCGGCAGAAGUCAGUGCAACUGCCGAGCCGCUCCAGCCGGAGAGCGGGCAGUCGUCGGCACUGUACAGGUCCCGGAGCCUGCACAGCAUCUCUGAGCCGGAGGUUGGUGUCAGUCCGCCGCUGUCAACCCGAAUUGCAAGGCAUUCGGAGACCUACAGUGCGCGUUUGCGACCGGCACAGAUCACGCCAAUCGCCAGCCGACUCGCUUCCUCAGCCACGCAGCUUCAGCCCAGGUCGUAUGGCUCGGUUCUCCACAGCACUGGCAGCUGCAUGCCAUACAGCUCCGUGCGCACAUCCCGCAUCGCUUUCCAGAGUACAGGCGUCUCAGGAGCCACCCUGAGGCCCCAGCCACGGACCAAGCCCAUGGUCCCAUCGCACAAGGAUGGGCACCUUGUGGAGCGAAGCGGGCCAAGGGACCUCACCCCGAGCGCGUGGGCCCUGGCGUCUUCCCGCUCCUCUCCGUCCCUGGAGCCACGUGUGGUGCUGGGCCGCCCCAUGACCGGCCCAGUAGUUCGGGAGGUGACCAUGGCCACGCCCAGGCCGCUCUUCUCAGCACGUGCAAGAUGA